Aspergillus alliaceus is the source of this 2486-nucleotide messenger RNA. RefSeq names its product FAD-dependent oxidoreductase. The transcript is spliced from 2 exons. Gene Ontology annotation, molecular function: oxidoreductase activity; FAD binding. The coding region runs from base 420 to 1883 and encodes 487 amino acids. Lineage: Eukaryota; Fungi; Ascomycota; Eurotiomycetes; Eurotiales; Aspergillaceae. The record is from RefSeq and is a predicted model, not a curated record.
ACUAAAUUGAUGAUGUGUCGUCUCGAAAUAUGAUUUAUUGGUUGUACUCUCCUGCGUAGUCCUGGUUUUCAUUCAGUGCUACUGCCAGGACGGAGUAACCCUGAGUAUUACCUAGCUGAAGAAUUAAGAUGAACCCCAUUACGCUAUUGAAUGCAAGAAGAUAAACGGAAAAUCCCUUCCGAAUCUGGCAAAGAAAGAAAAGGAUCACACCUAUCAUGAUUGGAUAUCACAUCAAAAAGCAUAAGUCGGGUCAUGCUCAAUAAUCACCUCGUAUUCUGAUUCAAUUGCAGGGGACCCCUUUCAUUCCGGUCGGCGGCUGACACUGCUAGACAACAUAUACGAUACGGACGUACAUACUUCAGCGGGGCCCGCUGAAACACAGCGUGGUCUUCUACAAUCCGAUAAAGCAGCCCUCAAAUAUGGCAUUCCCCAUUACCCUGCUAUAUAUCUUCCUCCUUAGCCCAGUAACAGCGUUCACCCUUCGCUCUUGUCUCCUCUCCGCAGUCGACAAUGAUAUCACCCUCGUCGGUCUGGAUGGAGAUCUCCUCUACCAAACCAUAUUCGUCAAAACCUACAACCUCAAUUACCCUGUCACACCCGCAGCGGUGACCACCCCCAAAUCCACCGACCAGGUCUCGCGCAUUGUAAAAUGUGCCGUGCAGGGUGGCUACAAAGUACAGGCGAAGAGCGGAGGACAUAGCUAUGCGAACUAUGGUCUCGGUGGCACUUCCGGUGCCAUAACCAUCGACCUCCGCAAUAUGAAAUCUUUCAGCUACGACCCAACCACCACACACGCCACCAUCGGCGCAGGCAUGCUUAACGGGGAACUCGAUAAGCACCUCUACGCGGCGGGUAACCGCGCCGUCGCACACGGAACAUCCCCCCAGAUCGGCGUGGGCGGACACGCGACAAUCGGCGGGCUGGGCCCCGCCGCCCGGCAAUGGGGAAUGGAACUCGACCACGUCCUGGAAGCCGAAGUAGUCGUGGCCAACGGCAGCAUUGUGCGCGCGUCCUCGACCAGAAAUCCAGACCUAUUAUUCGGCAUCAAAGGCGCGGGCGCAAGUUUCGGCGUGGUCACCCAAUUCGUCCUCCGUACGGAGCCCGCGCCCGGAACCACUGUCCACUACACCUACACCUUCGACCUGGGCAGUGGCUCCUCGCGCGCAGCUCUCUUCACCCAGUGGCAGCAUUUUAUCCGUCAGAAAGAUCUUAGCCGGAAAUUGGCGACCAUCUGUACCAUCCUGAGGGGCACCGUGAUAAUCUCGGGAACAUUCUUCGGGACGCGGUCUGAGUUCGACGCGCUCGGCCUCGACACCAAAUUCCCCGGCGCGAACCCGCGGAAUAGCUCUGCGAUUGUGUUCACGGAUUGGUUAGGGUUGGUGGCGCACUGGGCGGAGCAGAGCAUUCUUGACCUUACUGGCGGUAUUCCUGCGCAUUUCUACUCGCGGUGUCUUGGGUUCACUGCCGAUACGCCCAUCACAUCCGACGGCGUAGAGAAGAUGUUUGAGUACCUCGAUACGGCGCACAGCGGGGCGUUGCUUUGGUUUGUGAUCUUCGAUCUCGAGGGAGGGGCGAUCAACGAUGUGCCAAUGGGCGGGACGGGGUUCGGCCACCGGGAUGUGUUGUAUUGGAUGCAGAGUUACGCGGUUACCUUGGGGGACGUCGGGGAGACGACGUAUAGGUUUUUGGAUGGGGUUAACGAGGUGAUCCGGAAUAAUACGCCGGGUUUAGGGGAGAAGGUGUAUCCGGGCUAUGUGGAUCCGAGGUUGCAGGAUCCACGGAGGGCGUAUUGGGGUGUAAAUUUGGAGAGGUUACAGCAGGUCAAGGGGAUCUAUGAUCCUGGUGAUGUGUUCCAUAAUCCACAGGGGGUUUUACCCGCAUGACCCCCUUCUUUGUUACACCAAAGAGCAAUUUAUUAGUAUGCACCUCGUCCUGGGGUAUCCGUGCUGCGCUCACACCUACGUUUACGCACUAAGGAAAAUGUGUGCAAUUUAUUUGUCAAUAUACUACUAUCCUGGUCUGAGGGAGUUUGCUGUAUGUACAUAAGAUUAUGACAGUUCAGUUGGUAACCAAUCAAUCACUGGUGAAAAGUAGAUAAAAGGCAGUGAUCUGAAAGCCCUUGUGUAUGCAUGACCAGCGGACAUCGCUGGCGCCCGACCCCAGCUACUGUCCGUAUUUACUUAACGUCUUCAUGGAUCCUCUUUCUAGAAUCAUCUCUUCCACCUUCGAAGCGUCUAAAGGUAACCGUUGAGCCAAAACCCGCAAACUUCCACGUCGACUAGGGCCCCUGAUCUUUCUCUUCCAUCAACUUGAGCCUUACUUUUUGAACGCGUUCAUAAUGGUGGCCUAAUCGUGGCGUAUUUAUAGAAUUAGGGUUCUCCAUAAUUAGGAAAACAUGAUGAUUAAAAAUCAGAAUCAGGCCUGGAAGGAUAGAUCAUAUAGUUAGUAUAUAUCAUUAUUACUUCACGGUAACCAGCAGCUGGUAC